AUGAACGUCCGAGGCGGACGAGGGGGUCCGGGGGCCGGCGAGGAGUGCGACGAGGACGACGAGGAGCGGGAGGCCGUCAGCCAGGUCUUCCACGUGUCCCGGCUGCCGCCCAUCUCCGGCUACGUGCCCGACACCAGCCGGCGGAAGGUGAAGAAGAAGAAGAAGAAGAAGAAGAAGAAGAAGAAGUCGCCGACCACCGGGCUGGGCAAGGGCUCCGGCAAAGGAGACGGUUCCAGCAAAGAUCCUAGCUCCAAACUAGAGUCUAUGAAAGAGGUCAAAAGAGAGAAAGAGGAAAACAAGCAUCUCUCUAGUUCCUCCUCUGGGAAUACUGCCUUUUCCUCGGCUGAAGUGGAAGAGAGCCUUUCCACCAAGAUCAAUGACAGUCUCCGCUGGGAAGGCAUCCUUGAAGACCCAGUAGCAGAGGAAGAACGGAUCCGCAUCUAUAAACUCAACAGAAGAAAACGGUAUCGACUAUCAGCUCAGGAAGGAUUUUGCCCGACUCCAAGUGUCCCGGAAGGGAUGAAUGAGAAAGUCUCAGUCCUUCCAGACCCAGAGAGCCGUGUGAACAGCAAACAGCAAGCCGUGAAGGUGGAUCGCCUCAACUGUUUCCUUGAUGGAAACAUGCUAUCAGAGAUCCUACCCUCUCCAGAAUUAGCGACAGCCAAUGUAUCCAAGCAGAAACUUUCUUCUGCUUUGGCAAAUCUAUCCUGAUCCCAGGUGUGUGUGUGUGUGUGUGUGUGUGUGCGCGCGUGCGUGCAUGCGCGCGUGAGCUUGAGAGCACCCGUGCUCGCAUAUAGGAAAAUUAAAUAACGGAAACAGGCCAAUCCUGAAGAGGACAGAUACUCUGUUUUCCCAUUGAGACCAGCCUGUCCUUUCAACAAAAUGUUAUGUGUCAAAAUAAGACCACCUCUUUAUAAAGAACAAAAAAAAAAAUGAAAGCAUUUGUA
Messenger RNA from Vombatus ursinus (common wombat), 947 nucleotides. RefSeq names its product chromosome unknown C17orf97 homolog (gene LIAT1). The transcript has 2 exons. Gene Ontology annotation, biological process: protein arginylation. Bases 1 to 711 code for a protein of 236 amino acids. NCBI's taxonomy places the organism in Eukaryota, Metazoa, Chordata, Mammalia, Diprotodontia, Vombatidae. The record is from RefSeq and is a predicted model, not a curated record.